GAUCUCGGGAACUGUAGUUAGUCCGACCGCCCCGAGACACGUGACCCAGUGACUCGGCAAUUAUCACGUGACACGAAUCAUAUGAGUACUAGGAAGAGGGAGAAGAGUCCGGGGAACAACUAGAAGGAAGUGAUCGGCGGAGGGGAAGAUGCAUCUGUUCCUGUUCUGCUGUGCCCUCCUGGGGGCUCUGAUAGUAGAUGCUGCCCCGGCUGCAGAUGAGAUCACUUACCUACCCGGACUGAAGAAGCAGCCAGCAUUCCGCCAGUUCUCGGGAUACCUGAAUGUACCUGGAGGGAAGCAUCUGCACUACUGGUUUGUAGAGGCCCAGAAGAAUCCUAGCACCAGUCCCGUAGUCCUGUGGCUGAAUGGCGGUCCCGGUUGCAGCUCCCUGGACGGGUUGCUGACAGAACAUGGCCCCUUUAUUAUCCAACCCGAUGGAAUAACUCUGGAAUACAACGACUUCUCCUGGAACAAGAUUGCAAAUGUCUUGUAUCUCGAGGCUCCGGCCGGCGUGGGUUUCUCCUAUGCGGAUGACAAGAACUAUAGGACGAAUGAUACAGAGGUUGCCCACAAUAACUAUCUGGCCGUGAAGGAAUUUUACAGACUCUUCCCUGAAUAUAGUAAAAACAAUCUGUACAUCACGGGCGAGAGCUACGGAGGAGUCUAUGUCCCAUCCCUGGCCGUGGAGGUGUCUCAGGACCCCAGUAUAAAUCUUAAAGGAAUUGCUGUUGGCAACGGACUGAGUAGCUAUGAGAUUAAUGACAAUUCCCUGGUGUUCUUCGCUUAUUACCACGGAAUCCUGAGCAGUCACCUGUGGACAGAUCUGCAGAAGUUCUGCUGCAAAGAAGGAACUUGUCAGUUCCACAACAGCCCUGACGCAGAGUGCUCCCUGCGGGUACAAGAGGCCAUGCAUGAUAUAUACAGCACUGGACUGAACAUCUAUAACCUGUAUGAGAACUGUGCAGGGGGGGCCCCGGGAGAGAUCAGGGAUAAAGGAGAUCACAUAGCUGUCUAUUUCCCUGGGUACAUUUCACCAAAAAUGCAUGUACACUUUGAGAAAAAGCUGCUUCUUGUGUCCGGCAUGAAUAAGCCUGUCAGAUUGGACCCACCGUGUGUGAACAGUACGGCUUCCAGCACCUUCCUCAAUAACCCCUUUGUAAGGAAGGCCCUGCAUGUUUCUGAUGAGGUCAACAAGUGGGAAGUGUGCAGUUUUGAUGUCUAUCGGAGCUAUGGACGCGUAUAUGAGAACAUGAAGGACCAUUACUUAAAGCUGCUCAGCACUCUGAAAUAUCAUAUUCUGGUGUACAACGGGGAUGUGGACAUGGCCUGCAACUUCCUGGGAGACGAGUGGUUUGUGGAUUCUCUGCAGCAGAAGCUGCAGGUACAGCGCCGGCCAUGGCUUUAUGCCGAUGGAGACCAGCAACAGAUCGGAGGAUUCGUGAAGGAAUUUUCCAACUUGACUUUCUUAACUUUCAAGGGAGCCGGUCACAUGGUACCUACAGACAAGCCGGGCUCGGCCUUUAUCGUGUUCAGCCGCUUUAUUAACAAUGAGCCUUUCUAAAGCCCCCUAUCAUUGCUGCACAAUAUUUUGGGGGGGGGGGGGGGGGCUACAGGUUACAGUCUUGAAGAUCCCGGAGUACUUACUCUAUAGUCU
Hyla sarda is the source of this 1654-nucleotide messenger RNA. RefSeq names its product lysosomal protective protein-like. Lineage: Eukaryota; Metazoa; Chordata; Amphibia; Anura; Hylidae. Gene Ontology annotation, biological process: proteolysis. The record is from RefSeq and is a predicted model, not a curated record. The transcript has 15 exons. Bases 149 to 1561 code for a protein of 470 amino acids. Gene Ontology annotation, molecular function: serine-type carboxypeptidase activity.